Girardinichthys multiradiatus is the source of this 1475-nucleotide messenger RNA. RefSeq names its product nucleotide binding protein-like (gene nubpl). Gene Ontology annotation, molecular function: 4 iron, 4 sulfur cluster binding; ATP binding; ATP-dependent FeS chaperone activity. The record is from RefSeq and is a predicted model, not a curated record. Lineage: Eukaryota; Metazoa; Chordata; Actinopteri; Cyprinodontiformes; Goodeidae. The transcript has 11 exons. Gene Ontology annotation, cellular component: mitochondrion. Bases 42 to 977 code for a protein of 311 amino acids. Gene Ontology annotation, biological process: mitochondrial respiratory chain complex I assembly; iron-sulfur cluster assembly.
GAAUCUGAUGCGCAGAAAGCACUUGGUGGAAAGAGCAAAACAUGACUCUGUUCACGUACUGCAGACUGUUUCAUUUAUUGAAAGUAAAAGGCACUAAAGCUUCAGUAUUCCAAAAUGUAACCGAGAUAAAACACGGAACUGGUUACUAUGUGCAUCUAAAACGAUGCCAGGGGUCUGUGGACAAUAAAGGACUCCAGGAUAGGCAGAAGCGUCAAAUGGUGAGGGGUCUUCCUAAGCAGAAGCCCAUCACAGGUGUUAAACAGGUGAUUGUUGUUGCUUCAGGGAAAGGCGGCGUUGGCAAGUCUACAACAGCAGUGAACUUGGCUCUUGGAUUAAUGGCCAUUGAUCAGUCUAAGUCAGUUGGUCUGUUGGAUGCUGAUGUCUAUGGCCCAUCCAUUCCCAAACUGAUGAACCUAAAAGGUCACCCGGAGCUCAGUGAUGAUAAUCGAAUGAUUCCUCUUAUCAACUAUGGUGUCCCAUGCAUGUCAAUGGGCUUCCUGGUGGAGGAUGCAUCUCCGAUAGUGUGGAGAGGACUGAUGGUAAUGUCUGCUAUAGAGCGGUUGCUCAGACAGGUAGAAUGGGGUUCUUUGGACUACUUGGUGGUAGACAUGCCUCCUGGGACAGGAGACGUCCAGCUGUCCAUUACUCAGAACAUUCCGAUAGCAGGUGCAGUCAUGGUUUCAACACCGCAAGAUGUUGCUUUGCUGGAUGCUCGCAGAGGAGCCGAGAUGUUUAAAAAAGUUAACGUGCCGGUUCUAGGUCUGGUUCAGAACAUGAGUGUCUUCCAGUGUCCCAACUGUCACCAUCAGACCCACAUCUUUGGCUCCAAUGGGGCACGGCAACUUGCAGAGACGAUCAGAGUCCGGUUUUUGGGUGACAUCCCUCUUCACAUAAACAUCAGAGAGAUGUCAGACAAAGGACAGCCCAUUGUAAUUUCUUCUCCUGACAGCUCAGAGAAACGGGAAAUUUACUUGUAAACAUGCUGUAGAAUAUUCCAAAAAUAACAGUAUAGGUCUGUUCAUAAACACCAAAAAACAGGUAUUUCCAAAAUUAUCUACUAAAUAUUUGUUUUUGGUUUGAGAGGAACAGUUAUGUAUAUUAAGGGGUUUUUUUUUCUCUUUUGUUUCUGUACAUCCAGGCUGAGGCUUACAGGAAGGUGGCAUCUGCAGUGAUCCGGAGCCUAAACGAACUUAACAUGAUUUAACAACUUCAACAAGAAAUGAUGCAAACAAUUUCUUCUCUCUCUCUCUCUCUCUCUCUCUCUCCCCCCAUCUCUCUUUCUCAAAACUUACAUAAUUAUUUGCCACAACUAUAGUUUUGACCACAUUAAAUCAGAGAAUGUAUUUUUUUUUGUGCACCUGUUUUCUUUUGAUUAAAUAAAAUUUGUAUCUAUAAAACUUAGAAUUUUUAGAAAAAGCAGAGAAAUUGUAAAACUGCAAAUACAUAAUGGAAUAAAAUCUUAAAAGUUGAUUUAA